AUGCGCCAAAAGAUCCUCAACGAGUCCAUGAAGCACGUCGCAUCGCACGGCUUCACCGUCCGCGCCAUCCAGCGCGCGGUGACCGAGAUGGGCUACUCCGCAGCGCUCGCAACGUUGGUCCCGAGGGGAGCCGGAUCGCUCGUGGAGCACUUCGUCGACGAGUGCGACAGCAGGCUCAGCCUGAGGAUCGCCACCACCGGCGAGGACGAUCUGAAGGACCUGACCCCGGAGGAGAAGAUGGUGAAGGUCAUCGGGUGGCGCCUCGACAUGCUCAAGGAACACGCGGAGCAUUGGGGCGCGGCGCUGGCGGUGAUGGGGCUGCCCGAGAAUCUGCCGACGACGCUUCGCCAGCGCGCGAUGCUCGCAGAUGAACUCGUCGGCGCGACGGGUCCCACCAUGACCGGACUCGACUCGUCUAAGGGCGGGAACAUCACCGCGGCCGCGAAGGCUGCGGGCUUUUAUGGCGACAGGGCCGCGGCCGGCGCGCUUUACGCCGCCUGCGAGCUCUUCCUCGUCACCGACACCUCUCCCGGGUUUGCGGACACGGACGACUUCGUCCGGCAGAGGACACGCGAGAUGUUUGAUCUCGCCAGCGGCGUGGAGCAGGUUGGGGGAUUC
Messenger RNA from Micromonas commoda, 618 nucleotides. RefSeq lists its product with no specific name. Gene Ontology annotation, biological process: ubiquinone biosynthetic process. Gene Ontology annotation, cellular component: mitochondrial inner membrane. The transcript has a single exon. The record is from RefSeq and is a predicted model, not a curated record. Gene Ontology annotation, molecular function: lipid binding. The annotation marks the transcript as partial. NCBI's taxonomy places the organism in Eukaryota, Viridiplantae, Chlorophyta, Mamiellophyceae, Mamiellales, Mamiellaceae.